AUGGCUGCAAGUGAGAUAAUGAGCAAUGCGCCCAUGUAUUCCCUCGAUUCUUCUUUAAGGGACCUACUUAACGAUGACUUAUUCAAUAAUCAUGGCAAAUCGACAAAGUCAGAAAAUGAUGAAAGAAAUGAAGUAUUCCAGGAGUGUUUGAAUUUAUUUAUAAAAGGAGAAAUUAAGGACUGUCUGGAAAGGAUGUAUGAGGCUGGGUUUAUUCACCUUGGUAUUUUUAAGUCUAAUCCUAUGAUAUUGGAUUUGUUUGUUAGUGCCUGUGACCUCGUAUCAAAUUUCAAUGAACUAGGCUUAACUUUAAAGGGAGAGGUUUUGAAUACAUUUACUUUGGAUCAUCCGCGAUGUAUUGAAAUACAGGAAAUCAUUCUCAAAGACCUCAAUAAACUUUUGAUCAUCAAUAAAUUAUUUCGGUGCUGUAUCAAGGCUAUUCAGUCCGGUGGGACAGAAUAUAUGGAACGUGAAAGAACCAUUUUGGACGUUGAGUCUGAAAUUAGAAACUUUAUUCUCGCGUAUACAACUAAGAUGAGGACUACUGUGGAUGUUUUCGGAUUGCAGGAGUUGAUUGAAAUAUUCAUUUUUCAAGUGCAGGUAAAGCUAGAGCAUAAGAAACUCUCCCCGAAUUUGUACUGGGCCCUUUGUAAGACAUUACCAAACCUAUCUGCAACCUUAAAGGGUCUUCAUUUAUUAAAGAACGAGUCCAUAGAGGACGCUAUUCUCAACUCGAUUGAUACCAAAAUACAAAAAAAUUUGACAAAAUCUAAAACAAAAUCAAAAGGCAUGAAGCAGAAAAUACACCAUUUCCAAGAGCCCUUGCUACACGAUGAUGCCAAGGUUCGCUUAAAGGCUGACAAUGCAUACAGAAAGCGCAACUCUAUUGAUAUUGGUAAAGUUGAUCACAAUGAAACAAUUCCUCGUAAGCCCCAACAUGACAUCACCAUUCUAGUUGGCUCCUUUUGGACCGCUUUAAAAAAUCACUUUACAAAAAGAAUGCUGAAUAAAAACGGGCUUUUGCUUGGAGGCUUGUUGUUUUUGCUAUGCGUCAAAAGAUAUAAAUCGUUAAUGGCAAUCUUUAGACACGUUCCGAUGGCUUUCCGCUCUGUAUUCCCUCAUAUUGUUCAGCUGCUAAAGCUUCUAGCGAGUAUAUGA
Molecule: messenger RNA, 1155 nt
Organism: Saccharomyces eubayanus
Lineage: Eukaryota; Fungi; Ascomycota; Saccharomycetes; Saccharomycetales; Saccharomycetaceae
Gene: PEX15
Product: Pex15p
Exons: 1
Coding region: 1-1155 (384 amino acids)
Source: RefSeq, a predicted model, not a curated record